Molecule: messenger RNA, 210 nt
Organism: Pyricularia pennisetigena
Lineage: Eukaryota; Fungi; Ascomycota; Sordariomycetes; Magnaporthales; Pyriculariaceae
Exons: 1
Source: RefSeq, a predicted model, not a curated record
GAUCACGUGGGCGCACACCCCUGCCUGUACAGGUGGAUCUGCUCCACAGUGCUACAGCGCGCGGCUAUUCCCGCGUCAUUCGCAGAAGAUUCGGCGGCAGAGAGCAAAGUUGGGAGCAUUCUGCCUACCAACGUCGCGCCGGAACAACGAACGCAUUUGCACUGGAUAGGUAGACAUUUGCAAAUACCCAGUGCCCUCCACCAUGGCUAA